UAAAAGAACUUAUAGAUGUUCUUGUUUUCUGUUUUUGAUUUAUAUAAUCUUUUUGUUCUUUCAGAAAGUUAUAUGUACACAGAAUCUUCAAAGGGCCAACCUGAACACACGUCAAAACUUGUAUUUCCAAAUAUUCGAGCUUCUGCAGGCAAAAGUCUCUACUUUACAUAUUAUAUCACAAAAAACAAUGGAAAACUUCAGCUUGAAUCAGAGGAUUCAUAUGGAAAUAACAUUGAGUUGUUUCAAGAAUUUGGUAAACUUAAGGACGAAAACUGGAAUUUUGCUUGUGUUAAUGUACCCAACUACAGUAGAAAUUAUACUUACCGAUUUAUUGCUAGAAGAACUUUAGGAUUUAAUGGCCAUAUCGCUCUGCUUGAUGUUGGUUUCAAAGAAGGAUAUUGUCAAGCCAGAAGCAUUUCCUGUAACUUCACAAACCCUAUGAUAUGCCAGUACCACAAUUUUAUGUACAGUAAAUGGGAAAGAGUACAAUCAGGAAACGUAAGCGGAUCAACAAAUGAUGUGUACAUGCAAGCUACUUCUAUAUACAAUACUCUUGGUUUGGCAUCACCGAGUGAAAACAUUACCAGUAGCUGUGUGCAAAUUAGAUACAAGAUAAUCGAUAGAUGUAACCUGACCAUUUAUAAUGCAUUGAACAAGAAAUUACUUUUCAGUGUGGCGAGUCAAGGUACAACCCCGUGGCUUAUAUAUCAAAUAUAUAUUGAGAAAAAUACGCCUACCAAAUUUAUUUUUCUGAAAGACUAUGCGCACAAUAUAUUUUACCGACCUACAUAUUGUUCAGUUCUACUUGAUUAUAUCAACGUCACGAAAAAUAAAUGUCCAGAUUUAGGUAAGUUUUAAAAUUUUUUCUGUUUA
This is a messenger RNA of Octopus bimaculoides (California two-spot octopus), 873 nucleotides long. RefSeq names its product MAM and LDL-receptor class A domain-containing protein 1. Lineage: Eukaryota; Metazoa; Mollusca; Cephalopoda; Octopoda; Octopodidae. The record is from RefSeq and is a predicted model, not a curated record. Gene Ontology annotation, biological process: proteolysis. Gene Ontology annotation, cellular component: membrane. Gene Ontology annotation, molecular function: protein binding; serine-type endopeptidase activity.